Messenger RNA from Zea mays, 680 nucleotides. RefSeq lists its product as uncharacterized. The record is from RefSeq and is a predicted model, not a curated record. Lineage: Eukaryota; Viridiplantae; Streptophyta; Magnoliopsida; Poales; Poaceae. The coding region runs from base 68 to 478 and encodes 136 amino acids. The transcript has a single exon.
UAGGCUGUUCCUGUGGUGCGCGCACACUAUAUUGGUUGGGGGUUCCAUCAGGCAUCCGACCGACGAGAUGAGGAGAAAAGGGAGCGAGUGUACAAGGAUCAGCCCCGCUGAGAUCGACGUCGUCAUGCCCAUGAUCUCUCUGUCGUCCAGAUCCGGCCGAAGGGCGCCGUCGGACCGGGACCGACCUCGUCGGCAAGUGCGAGGCGGCUGCGGGUCUCGCCUGCUGCGGACCGCGCGGUGGACGGCCGCACGCUUCUACAGGCGAGCGAGGGUAAGCAUCGAUAGGGCAUUCCGGUCCUCGUCGACGUCCAAGAAAGCAGCUGCCACUGCUGCUGCUUCACCGGAUUGCACGCCGGCGAGGCAUGGCAGUAGGCGGCAGCAGUCCGCGCCACCGGUGGCCGUCGAUGACUCGCACAAGAGCGAAGCGGUGGAAGAGUGCAUCAGGUUCAUGAACUCGUCGUCGAGGAAGUACCGGUAGUGCAUCGAUCAGGUUCUGUGCGCGCUGAUGCUGGCGUCUUUCUUGUAUUUGUUCUUUCUUUCUUUCUUCCUUUUCAUCUAUGUGUGCAUCUGAUCAAACCUUGUGAUUGAGAAACAUACUGGUUAUUUCUUUGAUCGAUAUUUGCGUACCCUGAAAUCUCUCAUUACUGUAUAAUAUCAAGUCUGCCUGUCAGUUUUUAUCU